AUGUGGCUCGCCGAUGGAGAUCUGACAAGGUGGUUUGCAGGUGGCUCGCCGGUGGGGAUAUGGCAAGGGGGUUUGCAGAUGGCUCGCCGGUGGGAAUUUGGCAAGGGGGUUUGCUGGUGGCUCGCCGGUGAGGAUAUGGCAAGGUGGUUUCAUGGUGGUUCAUCGGGUGGGGAUUUGACAAGGUGGUUCGCAGGUGGGGAUUUGGUAAGGUGGUUCAGUGUGGUUCACCAGUGGGGAUUCUGCAAGGUUGUUCAGUGGUGGGGAUCUGGAAAGGUGAACCAAAGAGAAGGAGGUUUAGCAAAGUAUGAGACUCCCACCAUCAAAGCAAAUGAAACAAACAUCCUCAUACAGAACUCUCUGGGGCGUUUUGGUGCAACGAUUAGGGCACCGAUUGUGAAGAUUGUUAAGGGCAGGAAAGUCGCUCAGGGAAAAUUCUCACUUACGGCUGAAGCGUGUGAAUAUUCGUCUGAAAACUUGACGCCACCUGGUUAUUGUAACGAGGGAAAUGAGAAGACUAUUGUUUAUGAAUUCGCGGAGCGUGGAAGUUUGGAUUUCUAUUUUCGGUUCAAAAAUGGGAAGUAUACUAUUCCAUGGGUGCAAAGACUCAAAAUUGUAGUGGAUGUAGCUCGGGGACUUGAUUAUCUUCACAAUCAUCUUCAAAAGAAGCAAGUUAUAAUCCACAGGGAUAUUAAAACUUCAAAUAUUUUGUUAGAUCACAACUGGGUUGCAAAGAUUUCUGACUUUGGAUUGUCCAAGUCAACGGUUACAGGUUUUGGUAGAAGUACCAUUGUCACUUACGCCUGUGGCACACCUGGCUAUGUGGAACCCGAACUCAACCAUUAUUUUACAGCAAACCCCAAGUCAGACGUUUAUUCUUUUGGUUUGCUACUAUUUGAAGUUCUGCGUGGGAGGUUGUGUAACGUCAAAUAUGAGGAGGAUGAAAUUUUAUCAGCUGAAGUAUUCGAAAAAUACUACACUAAGGGUAAAUUGAACAAUAUUAUUGAUCCUAAUUUGAAGGAACAAAUGAACUCAAACGUCUUGAGUAAGUUUUCAGCAAUCGCGUAUAAAUGUCUUCUGCGUCGAGAACAACGACCAAAGAUGGAUGUUGUCAAGAAAGAGCUUGAAGAAAUACUAAGAAUUCAGGUCUUUAAUUCAACAAAUGUACCUAGCAUGUCAGGAAUGAAACAAUGGAACUCCCUUAGACUAUCGUUCCAAGAGAUAAGGCAUGCAACCGAAAACUUCAGCAAGUUAAUUGGAACACCGGGUAUUGGUAAAGUAUACUAUUAUGGAGAACUCUCCAUCCAUAGAAUACGUAUGAAGGUUGCGGUAAAGAGGUCACCAAGUGUGUUUGGACAAGCGGCGAAUGAGUUUUUGAUGGAGAUUCAGUUUGUCUCAGGUGUACAACAUGAAAACCUCGUCAAUCUUGUUGGGUAUUGUGACGAGGAAAAAGAGAAAAUUAUUGUUUAUGAAUAUGCAGAGCGUGGAAGUUUGGAUACGUAUAUAAUGCUGAACCAUGAGAAUUACACUCUUACGUGGCUGGAAAGACUCAAAAUUGUUGUUGGUGCAGCUCGUGGUCUUGAUCACCUUCACAGUCAUCUUGAAGGGCAUCAACACAUAAUCCAUCGUGAUAUAACAAGCACACAUAUUUUGCUAGAUGAUAAGUGUGUUGCAAAAAUUUCUGACUUCGGAUGGCCCGAGCCACAAUCUUCCCCUAGCACAUUGGGCUGUCUUGAUCCCGAGUUCCUAAGCACUGUGAUGCUGACGAAAAAAUCAGAUGUUUAUUCUUUUGGUGUGUUUUACGUGGGAAGUCAGUCUACAACGAUGAAAACAAAAGUUUACCAGCAGGGCCGGCCCUGA
Molecule: messenger RNA, 1857 nt
Organism: Helianthus annuus (common sunflower)
Lineage: Eukaryota; Viridiplantae; Streptophyta; Magnoliopsida; Asterales; Asteraceae
Product: dual specificity protein kinase zak2
Exons: 5
Coding region: 1-1857 (618 amino acids)
Biological process (GO): protein autophosphorylation
Cellular component (GO): plasmodesma; plasma membrane
Molecular function (GO): transmembrane receptor protein tyrosine kinase activity; ATP binding
Source: RefSeq, a predicted model, not a curated record